UUGGCGAUAAGAUACAUUAUUUUGGAGGAGAACAACUACCUCAAUCGAACAUUUCAGCAGCAUUGGAUGAGGUUUUAUAUUUAGAUUUGUCAACUUCUUUUAAUAUAAAAUCACCUGCAUGGAUAAAUAUUACCCCAAAAUCUCAAAUCCCCUUCGCCAAUACAUUCUCAACAGCAGUAUCCCACUUAAAUGAUAAUGAUGUCUUCAUAAUUUACCUAAUGGGUGGAAUAAUGGUUGAUGCCAAGACCGAUGAAGACAAAUUUUCAUCAUUCAUUCAUGCCUUUAACACAGACUCAAAUGAAUGGGCAUCUUUAACUACAAAGGGAGAGCCAGAAAGGAGAUAUGAAUUGUCCUCGGUCAUUGACAAAUCAAAUAAAAUUAGAAUAUUUGGUGGCGUUACAAAUCAAGAUACUGGAUCUCCAACUACCAAAUGGUUUACAGAUCAAUACGUCCUUGAUAUAGAGACAAUGAUAUGGACGUCAAGUGUAGGAUCCAAUGUUCCCACAAACCGUUAUGAUUAUUCUACAACAAUAUUACCCAACGGUCAAAUCAUUUGUAUUGGAG
Messenger RNA from Funneliformis mosseae, 564 nucleotides. NCBI's taxonomy places the organism in Eukaryota, Fungi, Glomeromycota, Glomeromycetes, Glomerales, Glomeraceae. The record is from the annotation of a GenBank genome assembly.